Molecule: messenger RNA, 1560 nt
Organism: Hypoxylon fragiforme
Lineage: Eukaryota; Fungi; Ascomycota; Sordariomycetes; Xylariales; Hypoxylaceae
Product: ESCRT-2 complex
Exons: 2
Coding region: 158-958 (266 amino acids)
Biological process (GO): protein transport to vacuole involved in ubiquitin-dependent protein catabolic process via the multivesicular body sorting pathway
Cellular component (GO): ESCRT II complex
Source: RefSeq, a predicted model, not a curated record
AGUCAAGUAACUUACAACCAAGCCAAAGGGGGUCGGACCUCACCUUCUUCAUCUUAAACCUCAUAAACAUCCUCCUUUCCUUUCCUCUCAUCUACAUACACCAAACACCAAACACCCACCUACAUACACACACCGCAGAGAAAAAAUAAAAAUAAAAAUGUCCCGCAAAGGCGUCGGCCUCGCAGCCUUCGACCGCUCGCGCCUCACCUCCAAACAGUUCGCCUCGCACGGCAACUCGCUCCGCUCCAGCGACGCCCAGGCCCUCGAGAACCAGCUGUCCGUCUUCCGCUCCCUCCUGCAGCAGUUCGCGCAGACGCACGCCAAGGACAUCCGCUCGGACCCCUCCUUCCGCGCGCAGUUCGCGCGCAUGUGCACCGCCAUCGGCGUCGACCCGCUCGCCUCCUCUUCCUCCAGCUCCGGAGGUGGCGGUGGCGGUGGCAGCGGCGGAAGCAGCCUGUGGGCGCAGCUGCUGGGCCGGACGGUCAACGACUUCUACUUCGAGCUCGCGGUGCGCGUCGUCGAGGUGUGCGGCGCGACGCGCGGGGAGAACGGGGGCCUGCUGGGCGUGCGCGAGGUGCGGGAGCGGCUGCAGCGGGGGCGGAUGGAGGGGUCGCCCGAGGUGAGCGAGGACGACGUGUUGCGGGCGGUGGGAACCUUGCAGCCCCUGGGCUCGGCGUACGCGGUCGUGCGGCUCGGCAACAAGGCGUACAUCCGCUCCAUACCCAAGGAGCUCAACACGGACCAGACCGCGGUGCUGGAGGCGGUGCAGCUGCUCGGCUACGUCGCCGUCAACAUGCUCAUGCUCAACCUGCGCUGGUCCCGCGCCCGCGCGCAGACCGCGCUUGACGACCUCCUUGGCGAGGGCAUGCUCUGGGUUGAUAAGCAGGCUGCUGAGUGGGAGUACUGGAGCCCCGGGUUCAUGUUGGAUGUUGACGGCGCUGUUGCGACUGGGGGGUGAUGAUAAAACAAACGAGCUUUAGGCCCAAGGAAUUCAUCGAUUAGUUCGAGAAGCCAAGCUGCAGGACAUGAACCACUACAGCCUAGCCUGUUGCCCAGUCGACCGAGAUCAGUAACUUAGGCACUCGGGAUAUUACGGAGAAAGAGUUAUCUUGAUAGGCAGAGAGGAAUGAGGAUAUUGGCCAUUAACUCGAGAAGGAAGUGGUUGCCAUCCCUCGAUUGUCCACUCUGCACACCCCCACGGCCACUAUCUAGCUACUUAUAUAACUAGUCGCAUACGCAGCGUUCACGCAACGUAAGAUGUCGAGGGCACUCGACCAGCUACGGCGCCACCGAGAACUCGGUAUUAGGUAUUCGGUCAAGGGUACGGAUAAGUUAUGGGUAAACAAUCAAUCACUCUAUCGUUGGGAGCCGUAUAAUAAAAAACACUCCUAACACCCACCUCGGCACUAUUCACCACAGCCAUUCAGACAGGCAGUGUACCUAAUCAAUAUCACAAUUCAUUAAAUUGAAGUAAUUAAUUAUACUUAUUGAACUAUCAAGAACACAUUACAUAUACGCUUCGUUUUUCAGUUUCCACCGAUGCAAAUGUUUCUUCUUUUU